AUGAGCCCAAACGCUCCACCGCAAUCCCUUUCUGCAGCGAGUGCUUCAGUGGCACCACAGCUUCAGCACUUCGACGAGCCGUCAUCAGAAAAUGUGGUACGUAUGAGGAUGCAGCAGAUGUUGAAAAUUCAAGCGCCAGCCGAAGUUCUGAGAUUGCUUCAAUCAUCAGCUGCAGUAGUGGCAGACGCUAAGACCAUCAAGGACGUGCAGAGCAAUGUUCGUUUGGUGGCUCAGGAGCUUGAAGCAAGAACAGAACGAUUGGCAUCGUGCUUGUCGGGAAUUACCGGGGACCUAGAUGGGGUGAAACAUCAAUCAGAGCGUCAGGUCACCUUUGAGUCUACGAUGGAGACUCGGUUGGGUGUCCUUGAGAAUCAGAUUAUUCAGUUGCAAGCUCAGGCUACAUCAGCGGACGCGCUGAAAGAUGAAGUGGUUUCGAUGAAAGCUACAUUGUCAAGGUUUGAGCGACAGCAACCCGAGAUACAACAAAGCGCGCAAUUCAAGAGUGAGACCCGCAUUCAGCGCAGAAUCGAUGAGAUGGAUGAGUUGUUGAAACAUUAUUUCGAACGUGUGGAUGGAAAUGAGAAACUCUGUGAGAAGCUUAGACAGCGGUCGGAGGAUCUCACCAGCCGUUUUGAAACCUUGCAGACUCACGUUGAUGUGGGGUUUAGUUCGGAAUCCAGAGCUUCAUCACGUCGUCCUCAAUUUCAGAUGCCCCAGCAGAUUGCAGAGGAGGUGUCCAAUGAGAGGUUUGAGGAGGAGGCGAAGGCUCAGGAGAUCAUCGAAACACCAAGGCAUCGCACAACGUCAGGUGUCCAGAUGUUCCAGAUGACUCCCCAGCGUGACGGAGCCGAUGAUUCAUGGAAGAAGGAUGCUGUUGAUGAGUGGCUGGAACAAGUAGAGGAACCUCAGGUUGUGCAGUCAGUUCCUGCGGAGCCUCCAGGUCUAGGAAGUUCUGGUGCUAAGAUUCCAGCGGGACAAUGGAAAUUGAUCAAAGAUUUUCCCAAACUCACAAUUCCUCAUGGAACUGCUUGCUACACUCAGGAGGUGGAGACUGGCCAAGCAACACAUGAAAGGGUUUCAAACAAAGGGAAGGAGGCCAAAGGCAAGAGCGGCAAAGCUAAGGCGAAGGCUGAAAAAAAGGCGGCCAAAGCGGCAGCAAAAGCAGCAGCAUCAGCUAAGGGUGAUACGCCAGAGUGGUCGGAAGUAGAGCGUGGCGAUUUCUCCAGUGCAGAGCCUUCUUCAGAGGAAGAGUUUCAGGCUGAUGAAGAUCAGCACCGGCAGGUGCAACCACUUCGUCUAUGGGUGUUAAACCUGACGAUUGAAGAUUUCAUCAUGUGGACGAGACCUGGUCACAUUCAGUCACAUGCCACUUCCGAGUUCCAGAUGGAAACCAAUCCAAACUCCAUUAUGUGGCCUGUUUGGUGGACGAUUGAACAGGAUUAUCUUGAUGACAACGAACAGGGAGUGAUCCCUGUGACGGAAGAUGUGGUGAUGUUGAGGUGCGAUGUGACACGAGUGUUGUUUGAGGAUGGCAUCAUUCGGAAUGUCUUUGUGGUGUGGCUCCUCGGGGAGGAGACUGGAAGAGAGCGCAGGGUUGCAGUGCUGAGCCAAUCACCGCUAGCAGACUUGAGUGUGUUGAUCAACCAGUUGGAAGUGCAGUGGCCAACAGUUGCACGCGCAGCUACAGAGACAGCUCUUGAGUGGAAGAGUUGCCAAACAUGUUCCAUCGAGGAGUUGAGCGAGGCUGUGUGGAAUGAAGAGGCAUACCGCAUGACAGCCGAAGAGAGCGAGGAGAUCGCAAAGGCAAUUUGGGAGUCAGAGUCUAGAGCUAGAGAGCUUUUGAGUCGUGACAGUAUAUCGCAUGAGGAUGUGUGGCGACUUAUCCGGGAGGCACACUUGAAAGGUCAAAGAACGCAUAGGCAGGAUAUGUUGGUGAAUCCAGAUCAAGACCGAGUACAAAUCUGGAUAUUCGGAAUGUUUUGCCACGGGGGAGUUACAGGGAUCACCACUGUUACCCGCGAACGACCUUUCUUGACAAGGUUACUGGUCAGAUUCAUUAGACAGGAGUUGCCGACUUUGACGCUUACCACGAUCUCACUGGCAAUCGAUGCUACCCUGCGUCCGCACAGAGACCUUACGAACGCUGUGGGGUCAGUGGCGGGAAUCGUGGGAAUUUCCAAAUUUGAGGGUGGCAAGCUGUGGAUUGAAGAUUCAGCUGGCACGGCCAGGAGACGUGUAUCGCAGGAUGAAGUCAAAACUGGAAUGCUGCUAGACGUGUGCCAAAAGGCACACAUCUUUGACCCAAGACGUUGGCACGGAGCUGAUCAACAUCGGGGUGUUCGAUCAACGGUGGUCGGUUACACGGCUAGGCAGCUGCAGCGUCUUGAUCAGGAUAUGACAGACAGGUUGAGACGAUUGGGUUUCAACUUACCAGAGAUUUCAUCCAAGGCCGCAGUUGCAGUCGCGAGCCAGGGCAAGGCCAUAGCGCAUCCAGCAGUCAGUGAGGUUUCAGAUCAUGGAGCCCAGGAGAACAGCAGAACGCAUCCAGAUGAUUUUGAUGAUGAGGAUGAGGGUGAGGGCUGUUCGGGAUAUGAAGGGUUUGUUUCCUCCGGUAUGUCGGGUCGCUGUGAGCAUUGUGGAGUAUCGCUAGUCCGGGCCUUAGACUCAUCCGUGCAGCCAUGGAGCGUCCGAAGCGCUGAAGCUGUGAACCCUGUAUCAAGCUUUGAUGAAGUCUCGCAACAGAGGGCGAUUGAGCUACUCAGGAGGAAGUGUGCACAAGGGUUGUACGAGCGUCAUUGUCCCAGCUGUGCUGAGGCCCACGGUCAUAAGCGCAAGUGCAGGCGAUUGACUCCGGAAGAGAUCGGUGAGGGCACUUUGUCCAUGGACCUGUCAGGUCCCCAUCCGGCCGCAUUUUCAGGACAUCGCUACUUCAUGGUUGCAAACUUGAGCAGAAAGGACGGUGUUGACAUUCAAACAAACUGA
Molecule: messenger RNA, 2982 nt
Organism: Symbiodinium sp. CCMP2592
Lineage: Eukaryota; Dinophyceae; Suessiales; Symbiodiniaceae
Source: the annotation of a GenBank genome assembly